CCGGUUGUUGAGGGCGGAAGUCGGGAAUGGUUCAGUGAGUUGGGGCUACUGGUCCGCCUUGGCGGGGAUAAGAGCGGUGAGGGGUACGGCGGUGCAACUGGGGGAGUCGGCCAUGGCGGCGGUGUUGUGCGCGGUGCUGGUUCUUGCCGUGUUGGCUGGACAAGGAGUAGAGGCGGACAAGAAUUCUGAGGAUGUCCGAUGCACAUGCAUCUGCCCUCCUUACAAAGACCAUGCUGGCAACAUUUUCAACAAAAAUAUUUCCCAGAAAGACUGUGAUUGUCUUCAUGUUGUGGAGCCCAUGCCAGUUCCUGGGCCAGAUGUGGAAGCAUAUUGCUUACGCUGUGAAUGCAAAUAUGAAGAAAGGAGCUCUGUCACAAUAAAAGUUACCAUCAUAAUCUAUCUGUCCAUUUUGGGUCUCCUUUUGCUGUACAUGGUAUAUCUCACAUUGGUAGAACCUAUUCUGAGGAGACGCCUAUUUGGUCAUUCACAGCUGAUACAAAGUGAUGAAGACGUUGGGGAUCACCAACCAUUUGCAAAUGCUCAUGAUGUGCUGGCUCGUUCCCGAAGUCGUGCCAAUGUGCUGAACAAAGUAGACUAUGCCCAGCAACGUUGGAAACUCCAAGUCCAAGAACAGCGCAAAUCUGUGUUUGACCGCCAUGUUGUCCUCAGUUAACUGAGAUACUUAAGUUUCUCCAAUUAAUUUUGGAAGAAAAGAAGUUGGACUGAAGUAAAGCAUGGAUUUGUCUUCCUGAUGCACUAUUUCAGAAUAUUUUUUGCUCAGUGGUAGCGAAGAAUAGUUGCAGACAUGGCAGACACAGCCAACGGGAGAUAUUUAAAUCUUUAACAAGCCAAAAUCUAACUCUGUAUGCUAUUCAGUGGCUCUUACCAAUAAAAUAUAAUUAUCUGUAUGGUAAUUAUGAUGCUGAAAUGAUUUAUUACAGUACUUAAGGAGAAAAUUCAUUGUUAUAUAUAUAUACAUAUAUGGAGAAACUGCAAAGACAAUGUGCAGCAACAUGUUACAAAUAACUUUACAUACUACUGAACUUUUGUAAAUGUAUUUUCGUACUCUUUGUGUACUGGAACACAGCUUAAGGUAUCGCUGUUACAUUCAAAUUGGCUGGUUGUGUAAAUUGUGUUGCUUGCACUGACAGCUGACCUGCAGAAAUAAAAUGUAGCAGAAAUGGACAGAUGAUAAGCUAGAGUCCUAAAGCAGGAGACUAAACUAUAAUUCUGUGCAUGUUUAGUGAAAGUACUGAUCACCUAUUUUGCUUCCUAAGUAUUUCCUCUGGUAUUUACAAAUCUUUAUGUUUAAAUUUUGGUCUUUGGUGAGUAACCGUAAAAAUUUAGCUUGAUAAUAGAAUGCAAAUAAAUUCUUAUGAGAUUUC
Molecule: messenger RNA, 1385 nt
Organism: Sphaerodactylus townsendi
Lineage: Eukaryota; Metazoa; Chordata; Lepidosauria; Squamata; Sphaerodactylidae
Gene: TMEM9B
Product: TMEM9 domain family member B
Exons: 5
Coding region: 113-673 (186 amino acids)
Biological process (GO): positive regulation of canonical NF-kappaB signal transduction
Cellular component (GO): lysosomal membrane
Source: RefSeq, a predicted model, not a curated record